AGUUUCGAACGGAUCGUGUUCUCUAUUCGAAAUUUAUUGAUUAUCGAUAACUGUUAAUUAUACAAGUUAAAGAUAUUUGCAAAUCGGUAGUGCAGUGAAAGUGUUUGCUUUUCUCCUGAACUUCUAAAAAGUUCAAAGCAACUCGUUAAGACAUUCUAUAGUGUUAGCCACUUUAUCUAGUGAAAAGUGAAUACUCAAGCGCAUUUCAAUCAUGCCGCGCCCAUCUCGUGAAUCCUACGGUGAUCAGAAGCCACCGUACUCGUACAUUUCGCUGACGGCUAUGGCCAUUUGGAGUUCACCGGAAAAGAUGCUUUGCCUCAACGAUAUCUACAAGUACAUCACGGAUCGGUUCCCAUACUACCGGAACAAUACACAGCGUUGGCAGAACUCACUGAGGCAUAACCUCAGCUUCAACGAUUGCUUCAUCAAAGUUCCACGUCGUCCGGAUCGCCCUGGCAAGGGAUCGUACUGGACUCUGCACCCGAAGGCCUUCGAUAUGUUCCAGAAUGGCAGUCUGCUGCGCCGUCGCAAGCGCUUCAAGUUGCACGAAAACGACAAGGAAAGCCUCAACGAAGAAUUCAUCGCCCUGGCCAAUAUGAAUCGAUUCUUCAUGUCCCAAGGAAACCAAUUCCACGAUCCCUACUAUUCUGCGAUGCCGGAAAACAUCAACCCGAACAUGCUAUACACACCAAUUUCGCCACCACAAUCGCCGCCGGAAGCUCUCCGUGCAACCAGCCAAUCACCGGAACAACCACAAGCUACAGCCCUGGGAUCUUUCCAGCCACAUGGCGCUACAACCACGGCUCCGUCCAUAACAAAACCAAAGCGGUCCUUCACCAUCGACAGUCUGAUUGGAGACGAUUCCGAUAGCAAGGAAGAAUGUUCGUCUUCCGAUUCCGAAGACUACAACACUGCGCCAACCGCAAUGGCCCCGAACCCAGCUCAUCUGGAACAACUCCGCGCUUCGCUACAUCUCAGCCAGCAGAUCCAGGCCCAGCAGCAGGCGGCCUUCAACGAAUACGCAGCAGCUGCUGCAGCCGCCGCAGCCCAUCACCAUCACCAGCAGCAGGUGGCCGUUGCUGCUGCCAUGGCGAGUGCCAAUCCUUACGGUAUGCAUCCGUUGUUGAUGCCGCAGAUGCCCAAAUUGCCACCGCCAGCGUACUUUUUGCCGCCGGUGUUUUCGCAUCAGCCGACGGCACCGCAAUCGAUGCUCAACGGCCCGUCCGGAAUGCCACAACAGCCGUCGGAGGCCGCCAUGCACUUGGCGGCCAUGGACCCUCGGAACAGCGAAUCCGCCAUGGUGCUCGGAUAGACGGCAGGCCGCCUACGAGUCGUCGGAAGCUCCUGGAGUCUCCGAAAGCAAUCUAGGACACAAUUUGACUACAUGUGUAGGUGAGCGUGGUAGGGUUUAUUUAUUUGCAAUUAACAGACUAGUACGAUCGAGUGCGAGUGACAGGGCCGAGUGUUUAGAUUACCUUUUGAAAAGUUGAGUUUCUAGACAUCAGACAGGUGGAACCGCAAGCUCCCUUCUAGGUGGGCGCGAAGUGGAAAGCAGAAAAAAACAUUGUGAUGUUCUUAGGUUUAGUAGAAACAGGCAAUAUACUUUUUCCAUAAAAGUUUAGCUGAUAAGUUCCGUUCAUAGACUGAAUAAAUUUAUGUUUAUUUUAUUUUUUUAAACUAACGAAAAAAAU
Messenger RNA from Uranotaenia lowii, 1691 nucleotides. RefSeq names its product fork head domain-containing protein FD4-like. Lineage: Eukaryota; Metazoa; Arthropoda; Insecta; Diptera; Culicidae. Bases 212 to 1312 code for a protein of 366 amino acids. The transcript has a single exon. The record is from RefSeq and is a predicted model, not a curated record. Gene Ontology annotation, biological process: cell differentiation; regulation of transcription by RNA polymerase II; anatomical structure morphogenesis. Gene Ontology annotation, molecular function: RNA polymerase II cis-regulatory region sequence-specific DNA binding; DNA-binding transcription factor activity, RNA polymerase II-specific.